AUGAUAUUAAAGGUUUAAAAUUUAUUUUUUUUUUAGGAGUUUGAAGGUGAAAGAUUGUUUUGGUAUAGAUUUCUGAAGACCAAAUUCUUAAUUAUUAUUAGUAAUAAUAAUACAGAAAUCAAGUAUGUUACUGAGGAUGGAUAAAUAUUGAGAAUGUAAUAUAAAUUAUUUAAAUUUAGUGAUUACAAUAAAGACCCAUAAGAGACUCCACAUAUCUUAAAUAAUUUAGAAUAAAUCAAACAUCUUUAAUGGGUUGGAGAGUAUGGAAAGAAUCUUAAAAAAGUUGGAGAUUGGAUAGCCAUUUGGAAAGGUCAACAAUUAAAGAAUGUAGGGGGUAAGUACUCAGAGGAAGGAAAAAAAAUAGGGUUUUGGGUAGAAUUAACAAGUAAUUAUAUGGAGUAAGAUUUAAUUUAAAUAAUAAUAAUUUAUAGAUAAUCAUUAGUAUAUGAAGCUGGAGAGUAUGUUGAUGAUUAAAGGAGAGGAAAAUGGAAAUAUUUAUUUAAGGAUUAUGAAAUGUAUGAAUUUUUUACAUUUUCUUGUGUAGAGGGGGUGGAAAUUAUAAUAAAAAAGGAAUAAAAAACGAAAAUUGGAUUGAGUUAAGUAAAUCUUUUUAAAGGUAAAUUUGAUAAAUAUAAAAAUAAAUAAGUGAUAAAUAAGUCACUUAUAAUGGAAAAUAUAGAAAUGGUAAAAAAAUUGGUAUAUGGGUUGAAUGUUUGAGGAUGAAUGGGUAUUAAUCCUUUUAAGUGAUGUAUGGAUUAGAAAUAAUUAUUAUUUAGAGGAGGAGGGUAUUAUGAUAACGAGGGUAAAGAGCUAAAAAUUGGUAGUUGGGUAGAAUUAAUUGAUUUUGGAAUGUAAAUGAAUGAUUAUAAAUUAAUGCAUUAGAAAUAAGCAAGUCACAUUUAAUGGAUAAUAUAAUAAUGGUUAUAAAAUAGGUAGAUGGAAUAUAUUGAGUAGUGAUUAUUCUUAUGAUUAAACUAAAAAAAUGUAAUAUAUAUUAUCUAUUCUAAUUUUAGUGGUGGUGGAUGUUAUAAUGAAAGAGGAUUGAAAAAUGGAAAAUGGGUUGAAUUUGAUGAUCAUUCUGCUAGGUAUAAAAUCAUUAACCACUAUUUAAACAGUGAAAGUUAUAUCACUUAUUGUGGUGAAUAUAAAAAUGGAUAAAAAGUUGGAUUAUGGAAUUUAUAUUGGAAUAAUGAUAUUUAUACUUAUUAAUUAAGUGGAGGUGGAUGUUAUGAAAUAAAGAAAGGAGGACUUAAGAAUGGAAAAUGGAUUGAAUCAAGUGAUAAUUUUGAAAAGUAAGAGAUUCAUAAUUAAAUUUAAUUUAGAUUUCGAUAAAUCAUUUAUAAUGGUGUUUACAAAGAUGGUAAAAAAAUGGGUAAAUGGGAUAUCUUUUGGAGAGAAUCAAAAGAAAAUGAUUUUCUUUUGAUGUAAAAUUAUUAACCAUUGAAUAUUAGAGGUGGUGGAUCUUAUAAUGAAAUAGAAUUUGGAAAGAAGGAAGGAAAAUGGAAAGAGUUGAGUGUAACUUUUUCAAAGUAUAAUGAUUUAAUCUUAUUAUUCAGACAAAGUUAAAUUAUUUUUGAUGGCUAAUAUAAAAAUAAUUAAAAAAUUGGUAGAUGGAAUACAUAUUUUAGCAGAAAUGAGGAACAGUUUAACUAGAUGUAAUCUAUGUUAUUUAUUAGUGUAAGUGGUGGUGGAGAUUAUAACUAUGAAAAUGGAUUAAAAUAGGGAAAAUGGGUUGAUUUAUUUGAUAAUUUUAGAGAGUAAAGAAAUAUUUUAUCAGUUAGAGAUAGUUAAGUAACUUAUAAUGGAGAAUAUAAAAAUGGAUAAAGAGUAGGAAGAUGGGAUAUCUAUUAUCGAGAGACUUUAGGUGAAAAUUUUGAAUGGAUGUAAAAAAUUAUUAAAUAACUUAAAAAAAAGAGGUGGAGGCUCAUAUGACCUAAAAGAAGGAGGCAUUAAAAAAGGAAAAUGGAUUGAAUUGAGUGAUACUUUUUAGGAGUAUUUGAUUGUAAUAAUAUUUAGUUGGAGUUUGUUAAUAUAUCAAGGUGAGUAUUAAAAUGGGAGAAAAGUUGGAAAGUGGGAGGAGAAAAAGAGAGAUUUUUAUGCAUUUAGUAAAAGAUUUCUCAAAACGUAUUAUUAAUUUAAAAUACUUUAGAAAGGAAAACGUUUAUGAAUAUUGA
Molecule: messenger RNA, 2174 nt
Organism: Paramecium pentaurelia
Lineage: Eukaryota; Ciliophora; Oligohymenophorea; Peniculida; Parameciidae
Source: the annotation of a GenBank genome assembly